Molecule: messenger RNA, 638 nt
Organism: Drosophila innubila
Lineage: Eukaryota; Metazoa; Arthropoda; Insecta; Diptera; Drosophilidae
Product: putative OPA3-like protein CG13603
Exons: 3
Coding region: 58-378 (106 amino acids)
Biological process (GO): regulation of lipid metabolic process
Cellular component (GO): mitochondrion
Source: RefSeq, a predicted model, not a curated record
UUUAAAAAUAAUGUUUCCGACAUUCUACAGUCUAUUUUGGAAUAAUGAAAGUUUAUAAUGGUAUAUUUUCCUAUCGCAAAACUGACCUAUUUAAUUGUGAGACAGAUAAGUAAGCCCAUUACCAAGUUUAUCAAGAGAAAAGCAGCAUCUAAUGAAAUUUUUCGAACAUACGUCGUCUGUCCGCCAGCACAAAUCUUCCAUUGGAUUGGUGUUAGAUCUAAAAUGCUAAUUCUAGGUCUAGGCCAACCAAAAUUUGUGCCGCCAUUAAACAAUGCCAUGGCUAUUGAAACAGGAAGUAAUAUUCUCGGCGAACUAACCAUAUUAACAAUUGGAAUAAGUCUGAUUAUACUUGAAUUUACACGGCACGAAAUGAUAUGAAAAAACACGAUCAACAUAGAGCACAGAGAAAGAACAUGGAAAAUGAGAUAGAUAUUUUAAAAGACCGCAUAAAUCGACAGAUUAAUGAAAUGAAAAAUCUUAAAGUCAAGCUUACCGAAUUAGGUGUUAGUCUUGAAAUCGAAAACGUGCCUAAGAAGUGCUGAUAAAUACAUUUGAUUACCUGUAAUGAGUCAAAUACGUGUAUGCUUCUCUGUCAAUUACGAUUAGAAAAUUGUUUAUAAAUUUCUGUUAGAAAAAAA